UAUGACGUCACGUUCUCAGAUUAACUGUUGUUGAACUGCAUGUCCCAUAUGGCCGUGACUGACAUUUUAUUGGAAAAGCUAAUCAGUUUUAACUGAAAGUUAAAUGAAUUUAAAUGCAACGUAAGCCUGAAAAACGUGAGACUUCCUGCUGAUAUCCAAAUUUGAUGGUCUACAGGCCAACACAAGGACAUACACUGAUCAGUCAGAACAUUAUGGCCAGGUACCUAAUAGCCAGUAUCUCCACCUUUUGCAUGGAUAACAGCGGUGAUGCAUCGUGGCGUGGAAGCCGUAAGGCCUUGGUUGUGAUUUGAUUUUGAAAUGAAAAUGGCAUCACUUGUCCCCAGAAAACAUAAAUGGGACAUGUCACUGAGUGAAAGACUACAGAAAUGCCCACACGUUGGGGAGAGUGAAACAGAAAAUAAUGACUGUCAAGAAGUUUUUUGUGUGGACAGUGACUGUCAAAUGAAUGAUGUUGACUGUAUUUUUGUGUCUGAAGAAAUCACAAAAAAGAGAGUUCAAAAUCAUGCUUGCCUGUCACCUGAAGCAAUGAACCUUCAGAAGGCUUCCAGACCUAUUCAAGAGCUUUAUGGUUGCUCAUGCAGGAUAGAACGAAUAUGGAGCAUGAGCAGUGUGUGUUACUCAAGGACUGAAGAAAACUUAGAGGAGUUGAUACCAAUAGAAAUUGAUUGUGGACCUGAGGAAAUUACCAUUGAUGAUGACAGCAAUGAAGGUGGUGGUGGUGGUGAUGUUAUAAUAGUGGAAUCUAUCCAAUCGUCACAAAAUCUACCACAUGAAUUAAAUGAAAGCACCUCAUUAACAAAAAGACAAACAUAUCCAGGGUGUACCAAUGAGAGGUCUAUCAUUGACCAAGCACCAGAGCCAUGCACCAUUCAGGCUGAUGUAUCCUCUGUCCCAACAACAAAUCACAGAGUUUUUGGUGAACUUAGAACCCUUGUGAAAUUCUCAGGAGGAAAUUCAGUGUCUUCAAGUAUGAAAGCUAAUGUCAUGUGUGGUUGUAUCACUGACAAAGGAAACAGUGGUGUUGAAAGAGUUCCAGUGCAUGCAGUUUGUACAUGUGAAAUGCUGAGAGAUAGCUACACAAAGGCAUUGGGGAAAGAGUCAUCAGCUAGAAAACACCAGACGUUCAGUUAUGGGAUUGUAACUGAAUCUGCUCCAGUUCAGCGUGUGCCUUUGCAACAACUGUUACAACAGGGUUUAUCAGUACUUGGUGCACCACCAGGAACCACAAACAUGCAAGAGGAAGGGAAAGACAAGCAACAGUGGCCAUCCCCUCUCCUUUCUAAAGAACACAUAAAUCAGACACUGCAACAGAGAUUUUCUGUAGUGAACCCAGUGACAAAAGCUACAUCUGCACAAGAGAAACAUCCAUAUCAGCCAUCACAGCAGCAGAAUUCAGACAUGAUAGAAAAUACAUAUGAUUUAAGGUUGCCUGAUACGGAGGGAAACAAAAUUUCAGAUACAGAAUCCAUGUGCCAGUCUUCUGCAGACAGCCCAACCUCCUCUUCUACUCCAGAGAGAAACUUGUUGUGUACAUCUGUUUCCACUAUGAGUUCUAUGGACUCUGAUAACAGUGUUUCAGAUCAUACUGAGGGAGAUGCAGAACAGGAUGUUAUUCCUGUUAGAAAUGUCUUUAUUGAAGAAAGCCAUCUUCCUCCUUUGGGUGUGAUAAAUCACCCACCUGUAGCUGUAGGAGAUUCUACAUAUAUCAUGAAGGACAUAAGACACCCAUGGGUUCUUGCGACAGUACAGGAUAUUGUGCCACAAAAUAAUCAGACGUUGUACACAGUGGAGUUCCAGAAUUCUAAAAACAACGCAAAGAAAAUAAAAAAAGUUUCAAGCUUUCAGCUAGCUUAUACCAAGGUGCAAGAUUUUCGUUUUUCUGUUGGACAUCGCAUUAUCUCUAUUUUCCGGGAUGGAAUUUCAGAUGAAGAGUAUUAUCCUGGUGUGAUUGCAGAACCACCAAAGUCCAUAAAUAAUUACAGGUAUCUAAUAUUUUUUGAUAAUGGUGGCUGUCAGUAUGUGAAACAUGAAGAUAUACGUCUUGUUGUGGAAAGUUCUCCAAGUGUGUGGGAAGAUGUUCAUAUGGAGAUUCAAGAUUUUGUUAAGAAUUAUCUGGAGAAGUACCCAGAGAGAGCUUUGCUUAAGGUGCAAGGAGGACAGUAUGUCAGUACUGAGUGGAAUGGGAGUUGGUACAAUGCAAAAGUUUUAGCAGUAAAUGCCUCUCUUGCUCAAAUGUCUUUCCCACCUAGUGGGAAACAUGUAGAAUGGAUCUACAGGGGAUCUGCCCGCUUUUAUCCACUUUUUGAGGCACAUAAUAGGACUUCUAAAGAGCAGUUUGCACGCUCAAAAUUGUUUACAAGAAAGCGAGGUGAUCCAUAUAUUCAGUACACCCUGGAAGAGGAAGAACAAUUGGACAGAGAGAUAAAAGGUAUAUCUAACCUUUUUGAUACACCCGAAAAACACGUACCAGCCAUAGAGAAAUUUGAGCCAGUGCAUCAUUACUCAGCUCGAAUGAGCACAUCAUCUCAGCUAAAAGCCUGGUAUCCACAUUUACCAUCUGCAGUAAAAGCUCCUAAAAGGAUAUUUUACCCAUGCUAUUCUCAGGUUACCUAUAAAAUGCACAAGUGUCAGCCUACAUGUCUGGCUGUAAGCACUGGAAAAGAUUGUGCCAGAUUUCAGAACCUCCUCAGUCAUCUUUCAGAACCAAUGUUACACGGCUGGACGAGGGAGAAGGUGAAACAUUCAGACUAUGUCUCUGUGUACUACAGAGCUCCCUGCAAGCGCAGGUUACGUAAUAUUGAGGAGCUGCAUAAAUACCUGUUGAAAACUAAAUCCAAAAUGACUGUUGACCAGUUUGACUUCGAUCAUUGGGUGAGGUGCUUCACAGAAGGGACUAAUGAGAAGUACUUCAUAAAAAUUGAGGACAUCUCAGAUGGUGUAGAGGCUGUUCCUGUUCCCUGUAUUAAUACAGUUGACUCAAGGAAACCAGAUAAAUUUAUGUAUGUCACCAAGUAUGUGGCUACAAAUGGAACAUACAUUGAAACAGACCCAGAAUUUCUCACAUGCUGUGACUGCACUGAUGACUGCCUGGACAAGGAAAAAUGUACUUGCUGGCAGCGUACAAUGGAAGGAGCUAAAUAUAGCCCAGAAAAUAUGCUGUUCAGCCAAGAGGGUUACAACUACAAACGUCUGUAUGAGCCACUCAUAACAGGCAUCUAUGAAUGUAAUUCACGAUGUAAGUGUUCAUCAACUUGCCUUAACAGGCUGGUUCAACUUCCCAUGAAGUGUAAGAUUCAGGUUUUCAUGACUCCUAACCGUGGAUGGGGAAUACAGACUCUUCAUGACACACCAAAAGGCAGUUUCAUCUGUUUAUAUGCUGGGCUUGUACUUCCAGAAAAAGUGGGAGACACUUUGGCAAAAGAAGCUGGCGAUGAAUAUCAAGCAGACUUGAAUUACAUAGAAGAUGCAGAAGAAGUAAAGGAAAACUAUGAGGAGAAUCCAUAUGAAAGUGAAUUAGAGGAGGACUGUGGCAAAAGGAAGAACUCAAAACACAGAGAACAAAUCACAAUUUCUCGGAAGUUAACUGGCAAGAGGUAUAGAAUUGUGGCACCGUCUGCAAGAGUUCUGUUUGGCCGAAAUGGAAGAUAUAUCCUGGAUGCUAAAACCUGUGGAAAUUUAGGUCGUUUUAUCAAUCAUUCGUGUAAUCCAAACAUGUUUACCCAGAAUGUCUUUGUGGAUACACAUGAUCUCCGACUACCAUGGGUGGCUUUCUUCACCAAUUCAUUUGUGCCAGCCAGUACAGAGCUGACAUGGAACUAUGGUUAUGAUGUGGACAGUGUUCCAGACAGAAAGAUCAUUUGUAAAUGUGGUGAGCCAAAUUGUCAAGGCAGGUUGCUAUAAAUAGUUGUUGUUGUUGUUGUUGUUGUUGUUGAUAAGGGAGAUCUGUAAUUAUUUAUUAUUUCAUAAAGUUUGAGCAUAAA
Messenger RNA from Schistocerca piceifrons (Central American locust), 4001 nucleotides. Its product is annotated as histone-lysine N-methyltransferase eggless-like. Gene Ontology annotation, molecular function: DNA binding; zinc ion binding; histone H3K9 methyltransferase activity. Lineage: Eukaryota; Metazoa; Arthropoda; Insecta; Orthoptera; Acrididae. The record is from RefSeq and is a predicted model, not a curated record. The transcript has 23 exons. Gene Ontology annotation, biological process: heterochromatin organization; negative regulation of gene expression. The coding region runs from base 319 to 3921 and encodes 1200 amino acids. Gene Ontology annotation, cellular component: nucleus.